UAACUGACGUUACCCUUUGAUUACUUGGACACCAUUGCCUGCUCACCACAAGCGCAGGAGCUCUUACGAUAGUCCUCGACAGCAGAGUUUUUCUGCGGAAGCUUCGACAAACACGCUCAGCGCAAUUGAUCGACGAAUAGAUACAAGUACCCCAAAUACACAGCUUCCGAAACAGCUGCAAGUCGUUCCACCGUUGCCAGCAAGCUACUCCAUCUCCGCCGUGUUGGACCGAGAUCGCAAAUUCUCCAUUCCCGAGCAGGAGGGCUUGCAGGAUCACAUCGCCAGAUGUCAAGCUAGCUAGCUGAGAAAGAUAUACAUCCACUUUAAUCGACCCUCCACACCAACCCAUCCCCGAUGAUGGAAGCACAACAGCAGCCCUCGGCGGGCUCCUUGAGCUGGAGGUUAAGCUCGCACCCCAUCACGCUGUUGACAUUUCUCGCCUUUAGGGUUUCAAGCUUGCUGGUUUACCUCUUCGGCCUCAUCUUUAUAGAUAAUAUGGUCAUGAUCUUCAUCAUCACCAUCCUCCUCCUCGCCGCCGAUUUCUACUACCUCAAAAACAUCGCCGGGCGCCGCCUCGUCGGCCUGCGCUGGUGGAACGAGGUCGACCCCCAGAGCGGCGACUCGCACUGGGUCUUUGAGAGCAGCGAGCCCGGAACAAAAACCGUCAACCCGACCGACAGCCGCUUCUUCUGGCUCGCAAUCUACGCCCAGCCGCUCCUCUGGAUCGGCCUGGCCGUCUUGGCGCUCGUGCGCCUCAAGUUCAUAUGGCUACCGCUUGUUGCGAUUGCACUCGUGCUUACCAUCACCAACUCGCUCGCCUUUUCCCGUUGCGACAAGUUCAGUCAGGCGUCCAACUUGGCAGGCAGCGCUUUCUCAACGGGCAACUUGGCAGGGUCCAUUGCGACAGGGCUCGUGGGGCGGUUGUUUUCGAGGAGCUAGAUUUGAUGAAUGGACGUAGGAUCAUGAGGACAGCAUGUUAUCCCGUAGGUACGAUUCGCCCAUCUUUGAGUCAAAAAUAUUGGUCGCCUUUCUCCGAGUUUCAAUGUCUCAAUAUAGCAUCCCAUUCAAGCCCUGACGCUGCAACAUGGAUGUAAUUGUCGAUGCCAUGUUUGGGUUCAGUCAAGUUACAGUCACUGGGUAUUUGUAUGCGAGUUCACUGUAUGUUCUGGCCGUUGGCCUAGCACAUUGGGGUCUUCUCGGUAGAUCCAGCGGACAGGUGACAUCUAAUGUAGCCCCUAGAUAUGAUGAUAUUUGUUUGAGGGAAAUUCUACACGAGGAUCAGGAUUCAGCUGCAAAACCUGGGUUUUGCAAGAACGGCAUGUUGUGAGUGAAUCGUGUGUUUAAAUUUGCUCGUGACAUCAAAAUUCCAAGCAAGGCUAGGAGCGGUUUCGGGAAAAUGUUUUGAUUUGGCAUCACUAGCUUAGUGCAGCGUUUCCUUAUUCGCAUCCCAUAUAAUUUCCAAUAAGGAUUCCGAAGCCAGAACAACGUCAGUUGAUGAAAGGA
Pyricularia oryzae 70-15 is the source of this 1503-nucleotide messenger RNA. Its product is annotated as golgi apparatus membrane protein TVP23. The transcript has 3 exons. Gene Ontology annotation, biological process: protein secretion; vesicle-mediated transport. The record is from RefSeq and is a predicted model, not a curated record. Gene Ontology annotation, cellular component: Golgi membrane. The coding region runs from base 355 to 939 and encodes 194 amino acids. Lineage: Eukaryota; Fungi; Ascomycota; Sordariomycetes; Magnaporthales; Pyriculariaceae.